This is a messenger RNA of Xyrichtys novacula (pearly razorfish), 5671 nucleotides long. NCBI's taxonomy places the organism in Eukaryota, Metazoa, Chordata, Actinopteri, Labriformes, Labridae. The record is from the annotation of a GenBank genome assembly.
GGACCUGUUGGAUAAAAGGACCAUUUUCUAAAGGACUCUGGUGUGUUACAGAGGAUCAUGCACUGGGGACCAUCGUGUAAGACGGUUUAAUAAGAAAAAAAAAGGCCUUUCUUAAAACAUAGCAGACAGCAUGACUGGAAAACAAGGCGCCGUGCUGUCGGAAAGUUUGAAUCUGUCGGAGAAAACCUCUCUGGGAGCGAAUGGAGGGACACACAGCCACCAGUCGAAGAACAGCGCGCCUCAUCCACCGCCCAGGUGCACUGGUUUCGGCAUCCAGGAGAUCUUGGGGCUAAAUAAAGAGCCCUCUGCGGCCCCAAGGAGUCCCCUCGGCUCGCUGCCUGCCGGGGCGCACCUGAUCGCGGCCAGGUCUCUGCUGGGCCCCGCCGGCAUGGGAAUGGGUGUGGGGAUGGGAUUAAUCGGUCCUGGUGGGAUUCCGUCGUUUUACAGCCAGCCAGCUUUUCUGGAGACGGUGCUGCAGGACGCACAAGAUGUUCACCUGCAGCCCCACAGCAGGUCCGUGGGCCCACUGGAGACCAGCCAGUCCGCCAGCUCAGGUCAGAUAUACAACACGAACAAGCUAGACCUGCUGACGGCAGGAUUAACAAGUGUUUUUAUUAUUAUUAUUAUUAUUAUUAUUAUUAUUAUUAUUAUUAUUAUUAUUACUAUCUAUGAGACUGAGCCUUUGUCUGGUAUGUGGAAUUAAAUAGGCUAAUUAUAUAAUUGUUCAAAUGUAGGCCUACGUGUCCACUAAAAACGACAGUGUGUGAUUUAUAAUCUAUUAUUAUAAUCUCUUUUAUAAUGAUGAUGAUGAUGAUGUUUCUAAGCUUUCCUCUUGUUUGAAUCUAGACUCUGAGGAUUUAUCGUCAAAUGAACGAAAAUUGUCAAAAUCUUCAGUCAGCCAGAGCAAGAAACGAAAGAAGAGACGACACCGGUAAGAAUUUCUUUUGGCUUAUUUCUUUUGGCUCUCAUGGUUACUUCUCUGGUUUACCACUCAGACUUUUUUUUAUUCCUUUAAUGGAAAGGCAACAAUAUUUUGUAAGUACAUUUAAAAUAUUGGGGAGUUAUUGUCCCCCCCCCCCCCCCCUUUUUUUUUUUUCUAAGUGAUUAAGAAAAUUGGCUGCUCAUAACCUGGAAAAGUAUGUGUAUAUAUAUAUGUAUAUAUAUAUAUAUAUAUAUAUAUAUAUAUAUAUAUAUAUAUAUACAUAUACAUAUGUAUAUAAAAUUGCUGUAGUCUGACCAUUAUAAAAGUGUCAUAACACCUUUUUUUCAGAUUAGUUUCCAAUGUUACAAUGUUAACACAAAACUUAUAAAGUGAAUCUGUGCAGCUUUAGCUGAGUCUCGUAUUUAACUGGAGUGUUUGGAUUAUCUAAAGGCCAACAUAUGCUGCAUUAACUAAAUGCUAAAUGUAUAUUUCCACAGGACCAUAUUCACGUCGUACCAGCUCGAGGAGCUGGAGAAGGCCUUCAACGAGGCGCAUUACCCGGAUGUUUACGCCCGAGAGAUGUUGGCCAUGAAGACAGAGCUGCCUGAAGACAGGAUACAGGUGAAAAUAAACUCUCACUUCACACUUUUUUAAGAUGAUAAUAUUCAUUCGUUGUAAUUCAAUCGAAAAUGUUGAGGUUUUGCUGUUGUAGCUCCCUCCUCUUUAGCACACUCUCCUAGUCUAUUACGGUUCAAUUAUCCCUCAGUCAGUCUCUGUCAUUGAAGUGUUUCAUAUUUUGAAAGUUCAUCAUUGUUUCGAGUAAAAAUGUAAACAUUUCAAAUGUUUUUUUUUAAUGUACUGCAAUAUUGUUAUUGUCAAAAUUAUUAGCCUACAUUCAUAAAGGUGUCAAUGUUACAAUAUAUUACUUUUAGCAAAUAUUUAAACAUGAAUAUUUGAAGGAAAUAAAAUACGCCAGCUGUGGUAGUCCUUUUAAAAGUACGGAUGGUGCGAUUAUCAUUUAAAAAAAAAUGAUGUUUAGAAGAAAGAAUGAAAGAAAGAAAGAAAGAAAGAAAGAAAGAAAGAGAGAAGGAAGGAAAGAGAGAAAUGUGCGAUUUUUCUAACAUUUCCAGCUUUUUUCCCGAGUUCAACCACAAUCUAAUCCUGUGAAAUCACCAUCUUAAAACAUUAUAUUCUCGCUUUUUAAAACACCCCAAACGAAAAGACUUUUCCAUGUUAAAAUUAACUCCAAGAAUAAUAACCGGAUUUACUUUAUUUAAUCAUAAGCCUACUUACUUUGAUGAGCAUUAUUUUAGAAAGCAGUGACAGCUUGUAGGAUACUGACACAUUAAAAGUGAACUAAACUCCUCUUCUAGCUUCACCUCCUCCUCUCUGCGCCUCCUCCCUUCUGCCUCCUUCGCAGAUCAUCUCUCAUCAGGUUCAGUUGGAUGUGAAACAAUUUGUUCUCGUAAAGGAGCUCUAACGACCUAAUCAAGCUAUCAAGGCGGAAGGAGAUUGCGGUGUGACCUGGCCCAUCCAUCUGCCAGGCCGCCUUUUAAUCUCUUUCUCAUUACGCGCUGCAACAGAAUAAAUAAUAAAAAAGAAAUAAAUAAAUAAGCUCCCAUCCUAAAUAAAAUUAACACCCAAUUUUCUCAUUGAGUGUAAUUAGUUAAAUCAGACUGGCUCGUGAGGCGCCUGCUGCUGCUGCUGGAGACACGCGGGGAGUUCAAAUGAAAUAACUACAUUGAAUUUAUUAGCACGGGUCAAUAGCGCGGCUCCCCCGAGUCCCGGUAGUUUAAUUUCCCGUGAUAUUUGCCCGCCUGGCCGCCAUCGAUUGGGCCUGAAAUUAACUUAUUUUUCAAUCAGCCUGCGCGUGCCCCAGGGUCACUGCUCCUCCUGCUUCCACACUGGCGCUCUUUUGAGGGCCACAGAAGCAAUUUCUCAUGAAAAAAAUAUCGUGUAUGAAAUAAGGGUUAUCAUCAGAAUUACCGAGAAGAAAAAAAAAUGGUUUGAUCGUUUUCAAUUUAAUAUCUGUCCCCUCUUUCGAGACCUCCCCCCUCCUCUUCCUCCUCCUCCUCCUCCUCCUCCUCACAGAGCCAUCAGAGGAGUCUAAGCAGAGUGUUUAACCUGCCUGUGUUGUUGCUGAACAAUCAAUGAGUCCUCUCUCUGAGCUGACACACAGCCUGCAGGCCUGCACGGUACUGCAAAGUAACAGAGCGUCCGUGAAUGCAGCACAGGUGGAGAUGAGCUCUGACAGGAUGCUCAGGUCUCCCACACCUGUAGCCUGCUGGGUGUUUUGGGAAAUCGAUGGACAUAAUCCAGACACAGGGGUAGUUGUCUUCGGAGUGCUUUAGGUUACACUUAGUAUUUCCAAUAAGGUCAUCUUCAGAAUAAAACCAUAGAGGUUAUUUUUAUGCCACUCUACCUAUUUCUUAUGUAUACUAAUAAAUCAUUUCAUAGUCAUAGUAAUAAUUUUUGUUCAGUCUGUAGUUGAAGCAUGCAACCCACACGUAUGCAAAUAUGCACAAACAUGCACAGACUGAAUGCGACUAACAUGCCUUAAUUUAUUGGCGGGUGUCAAAGUUAGGAGGCUGUACACAGAAGAGCAGUCAGAGGUUCGCCACCUUGCUCAUAGGCUCCUCGACACUGGCUUGAAUGUUAAGUUGCACCUCUUAAGCUAUGCCAGUCCAGUUUCCAGACUUACUCAGACUUGAACAGACUUAGUUAGUGUUGGUUGUCGGAUUGUAUAACAUCCCCCUUGAUUGUUUUAAUUACCUUAAUUAUGCUGUCAUUAAAAAUAAGAGGGUCACGUUUUCUCAAAAUGAGCAGUUUUCUUUGUUGUUGUGAAUGAUCUGAGUAUUGUUCUUCGCUUUUUUUAUGACAGUUUGCAAGGUGUGCAAAUAAAGUGGACCAAUUAGACCCUAUAUGAGCACUCAUGGCUAAACAGCCUGAAGAGUUAAUAGUAAACCUACUAUCCAAAAUUGUAAUCUUAUCAGAGGCUAAAAGAUGUAUAAAGAUUCAGUAGAAAUCAUUUAUAGAGUCAUACUCUCUUGAAAAAAAGGAAAUUCCAAGAUGCACUUUGUUGUUUACGACUGUCAUUUACUUUACGCCUCCUCUGGCAUCACAGCUGACACUAAAGUAACUCCACCGUCCUCUAAUGAUUGGGCUUUAACUUGACAUCCAGAUUUUUUUAUCUGUUCAAAUUAAUCAUCAAUCAUCAAAAUGACUUAAGAAGAUAACCAGAUUUCAGUAGCCAAAAUCUUGUUCAAAAAAAGGACAGGCCAGGCUGGACCUUUUGAGGGUUAUCAACCCUCUUUGGUGUCUCUCUACUACAGGUGUGGUUUCAGAACCGCAGAGCCAAGUGGAGGAAGAGGGAGAAGUGUUGGGGCCGCAGCACCGUGAUGGCUGAGUACGGCCUGUACGGAGCCAUGGUGAGACACUCCAUCCCGCUACCAGAGUCCAUCCUCAAGUCUGCAAAAGACGGCAUCAUGGAGUCCUGCGCACCUUGGCUGCUUGGUAAGGCUGCUGUAUUCACAUUUAUACUAACAUUCAGUAUCAUUGAGUCAUUUAGUUAAUUUACUGAUUAAUUCAACACAUGAAUAAAUAUUCCUUUGCAAAAGAUGGACUGAUAUGCAGACCACAAAGUCUUCUUUACACAGUUUAAGAUUUUAAAAUCAAAACAUUGAGUACAUGGUAUAAUUCCAUCCUCUACCCUGGCCAUGCAUCUCCAUUCUCCAUUCAUACAUUAUUUUCUAAACCGGAACUAUUUUUGCUUGCUAUUUUCAGUCCAAGAUGGCUUACCAAUCAACAGACGCUAUUCUAAAUCUGAAUACCCGCAACUCUUUGCAGGGAUGCACAAAAAGUCCACGGAGGGAGCUGCUACCCCACCCACAGGAAAGUGCGACACUCCCCAGCAGCAGCAGCAGCAGCAGCAGCAGCCGAGCUCUCAGAGGGCGGAGGAGGCUGAGGCGGAGGAAAAGAGGUCAGAGGUCAAGUCCACCAUGUCUAAAGAGGAACUGAGGGAGAACAGCAUCGCUGCACUCAGGGCCAAAGCGCAGGAGCACAGUGCCAAAGUGCUGGGGACAGUUUGUCAGGAGAGACUGAUGGAGGGGAAACAGGAGAGACAGACAGCUGAGGAGAAAAGCUGUGAUCCUCUGAGUCCUGCAGAGGAGGAGAGGAGUCCAUAGAGACUGUCUGAGGUUUUUGUUCCUUAUUGACGUUUCCAAACUGGCCUGCAUCUGGACUUCCUUAGGAAGAAACUCAUCUGGCCCCAACUGGCUCUGCACAUGAGAUGCAAAAGCACUUUUUUUGAUUUAUUUCCAAACUUAAAAGUCAUUGUCACUUACAAACAGUAAACAAUCUUACUGAGUGAGACUUCAACUGUUAAUAUCUGUAAAAAGAUCCCAUGAUUAUAUGUAGAGCUAUUUGAGCAAAAGUUUAUCAAGUAUAACAGUUGUAGCAGACUUGAAGGACAACCAAUGAGAAGUCUGAAGCUAUUAUUUCAUUCUUGGUAUGUAUUUGUUUAUAAUGUUGCUUGUACAGCUUCUAAAUAGUGACAUGUGAGACCUGAACCAUCCCACCGACAGUACUCUUUUCAGAGAAAGAAAGUAUUUGUUGUCCUAUAUUGCGCUGUAAAUACUUGAUAUAUUAAUCUCUCGCACCAAGGCACAAUUUGAAACAUGUUUUUCUUGUAGUCUUUAAAAUGCUUGUCUUUUCAUUCCCAAAAUAUGUACAAUAGAAAGCAUAAAAUAC